AUGUUAUUAAUGAUUGUCAACAGCCCCCGUGGAACCGGAAUAGCUGUAUACGGGACUGAAUGUGCUAAGCGUGAAUUUCGUCACCAUUUUCUGAGAAGCUUCUCAUUCAACAACAGUGCUGGAGAAAUAGUGUCCUUUGACCAAGAUGGGGAAAGAGUAGCUGAAUUUGAUAUUAUCAACUGGGUCACGUUCCCAAACCAGUCCUUUCUUAGAGUCAAAGUCGGAAAGACAGUCCUCAAAGCACCCAGUGAUAAAAGGAACUUUAUUCAUGAGGAGACCAUUGUAUGGCCCACCAGCUUAAACCAGGCAAGGCCCCUUUCUGUGUGCAACAACAAUUGCCAUUCUGGUUAUAGUAGGAGAAAAAAGGAAGGGAAGCCUUUUUGCUGCUAUGAUUGUCUUCCAUGUCCAGAAGGGAAGAUAUCAAGCAAAAAGGACAUGAACGACUGCUUACGGUGCCCAAAAGAUCAGUAUCCAAAUAAUGACAAGAAUUUAUGCCUGCCAAAAUGUAUAAGCUUCUUGUCUUAUGGACAUCCUUUGGGUAUCACUUUGGCCAUGUUUGCUCUUUUCUUAGCUUUCCUCACAUCUUUGGUGCUUGGGAUCUUCAUCAGGCACCGGGAUACUCCCAUCGUCAAAGCCAACAACCAGGACCUCACCUACACCCUUCUCCUCUCCCUCCUGCUCUCCUUCCUCUGUGCUUUGCUAUUCAUCGGCCAGCCAGGGGACACGACAUGUCUGUUCCGACAGACAACUUUUGGCAUCAUCUUCUCAGUGGCUGUCUCUUGUGUGUUAGCUAAAACUGUCAUUGUGGUUCUAGCAUUCAUGGCCACCAAGCCAGGAUCCAGAAUGAGGACAUGGGUGGGGAAUAGAAUGGCCAAGUCCAUCGUUAUUGCCUGCUCCCUUAUUCAAGUUUCCAUUUGUACCUUGUGGUUGGCAACUUCUCCUCCUUUCCCAGAUUUUGACAUGCAUGCUAUAAAUGAGAAAAUCGUGCUGGAAUGUAAUGAAGGGUCAGCCACCAUGUUUUACUGUGUCUUGGGCUACAUGGGCUUCCUGGCCAUCGUCAGCUUCACUGUAGCUUUCCUAGCACGGAAGUUGCCCGACAGUUUCAAUGAAGCCAAGUUCAUCACCUUCAGCAUGUUGGUCUUUUGCAGUGUUUGGCUCUCCUUUGUUCCCACCUACUUGAGCACCAAGGGCAAAUACAUGGUGGCUGUGGAGAUCUUCUCCAUCUUACCCUCCAGUUUUGGGCUCCUGGGUUGCAUCUUUUUCCCAAAAUGCUACAUCAUUGUACUAAGGCCUGAGUUGAACAAAAGAGGACAAUUAAUAAAACAAAGAAUUAAAUCUUAUGACUAG
Messenger RNA from Eublepharis macularius, 1347 nucleotides. RefSeq names its product vomeronasal type-2 receptor 26-like. The coding region runs from base 1 to 1347 and encodes 448 amino acids. The transcript is spliced from 4 exons. The record is from RefSeq and is a predicted model, not a curated record. Gene Ontology annotation, molecular function: G protein-coupled receptor activity. Gene Ontology annotation, biological process: G protein-coupled receptor signaling pathway. NCBI's taxonomy places the organism in Eukaryota, Metazoa, Chordata, Lepidosauria, Squamata, Eublepharidae. Gene Ontology annotation, cellular component: membrane.